UUCGGUGAGGACUGUGGGAACAGAGCAAUGCCAUCAAGAGGCAGAAGGGGAGUCUCUAUCUAUCUGGGUCCAUGUCUCUUCAGUUUCCACAAGCGUCGUCAGCGCACUGCCUGCUGUUCUACCUCUGGAUUUAAGUCUGCCGGAUUACCGCUCGGACUCUCACAUCAUUGUUGGAUGCUGCCACAUUUAAAUGGGAGGCAAAGUUGGACCUCCAUGGACUGCACAAAUGGUGACCAACACUUUGAUUGUUCUUGCAUCUCUAAGAGCAUCCUAGCGUUCAAAAUGAUUGCAGUUUUGAGUAAAAGUCUUUUUAUAUGCUUAUUCAAAGUAGGACUGUUUUUUGGCCAUAUGACAUUAUGAACUUGGCUGUGGACUGAUUUUUGUUUGGUAUUGGAGAUGUGUGAAAAAAGCAAUUUAUGAUAUACAUUUUCACCCAUUUAAAAGCCAUUUUUGCCAAUAUGUGACUAUAGCACUUUUUUCCUAAUAAUAUAUUAGUGUGACAUUUGUAUGACGCGCCAGUGUGGGGACUGUAUAUUGGACUGCAGGGCUCCCUUGUGGCGGCUUCUCUAAAACCUUUUGUCCUACUCCAGUUUUUGCCGAAAAACAAGAGCCACAGCGGUAAAAGAGGGCACUGCGAAGGAAGACACCCCCCUCCCAAAGUUGAGAGGGGGGUGGGAAGAUGGCAGCUCUCGCCAGCUCACUCAUUAGACAGAAACGGGCGGUCAAGGACGACCAAACCAAUCGACCAGUAGCCAACAAGCGUAAGCCCUGUCCGAAGAGCAACAAGUCCUUGUGCCAGAAACAGAUCCUGGUUCUGAUCUCCAAAGUACGACUAUGUGGGGGUCGCAAAGGUCGCAGCGAGAAAAGACCCGAUCCACAGCUGAAAGGCAUUGUUACACGCUUGUACAGCCAACAUGGAUACUACCUUCAAAUGCAGCCUGAUGGCACCAUGGAUAGUACAAGAGAUGAGAGCAGCUCUUUUUCACAGUUCAACUUAAUUCCAGUAGGACUGCGGAUUGUGGCAAUCCAGGGUGCAAAGACGGGGCUGUAUCUUGCCAUGAAUAGUGAAGGAUACCUCUAUACCUCUGAUAACUUCACUCCAGAGUGUAAGUUCAAGGAGAGUGUGUUUGAGAACUACUAUGUAACAUACUCCUCCAUGCUCUAUCGGCAAACCCAGUCUGGCCGCUCUUGGUAUAUCGGUAUCAACCGUGAUGGCCAUGUCAUGAAGGGGAACCGGGUAAAGAAGAACAAAGGAGCUGCACACUUCCUGCCUAAAGUUAUCGAAGUGGCAAUGUACAAGGAGCCAUCGCUACAUGAGCUCACACCUGAGCCUGUGAGUCCUCUUCGAAAGACCACCAAAACAUCAGAUUCCCCGUCCUUAAGGAAUGGCCGUAAAGAAGCUCCCAAGGCUGAUGCCUCAUAGCACAGGAGACAGAGGGUGGGUCAGAGGGCAACAGUGACACUUGGAACACAGUCACCCAUCAUGCACAGAGGGUGUCUGGGUGAAUGGCCCUCAGGGGCCACCACAUUCCAAAAGAGCACUAUAAGAUGCUGAGGGAUGAAGGGUGAGUAGUACAUCAGCAGCCAAGAGGUGGAGAGAGGAGUCAUCUCCCCCUCGCUUGUCACCGCAGAAUGACAGCUCUGGGCCCCGAGCCAGAACAACGAACACCCCUCCUUCCUGUGUUUGUCAUCUUCUCAGCCCCUUCUGAUUUCCUAAUGCACAUCCUACCCCAUUUCUGUCAUAAUGGGCUUUCUUUGUCACUUUUACAAUCUUGCCUUUUCUCCCAUGCCAAUGCGGCGCUUUUUUAUAUUGUAAUAAUACAGUCACCAUUCACACAUUUCUAAAGCGGCCUCGACUUCAUAAUCCUCACCCAUGAGCCCACUCUUGAUCCCUAAAGUUGGUUACGAUGUCGCACCGCCAGCUUUUCCACCCACCAUCUGCCGACCAGCUCAGCUAAUCAUCAAGGUCAACUAAAGCUCAACAAGAGAUGAAACAGCUCAGAAAGUAACGACGUCAACUGGAAUCCUGGGUCAAGUCAGGUCGGAGCAAGAGGGAGGAGAGUGAGGACAGACAAUCAGAUCAAAGUUUAGGUCCUCAGCACCAAAAGCCCCCUUGUCUUAUUACCAAUUUUCUUCAAGAACCCAAUCAAAAUCCAGCUGUGCCAGAUUUCUGUAACAUAGAAACAAAUAAAAUAAAAACACUAUUCUUCUAAAGAGUAUCCAUUAAAUGUAAUUAUAAAAGCUAUAAAUCAAUAGGUUUAUGAAUAGGGACAGUCGCUAUCAAGAAAUAAAUAUAAAAGGACUGAGUCACUAAAAGAGAAUAAGUCACAUCCGCUUCCCAAGCUUUUCUACCCAUCAGGUGAUCACUUAUUAUUAGAGAUCUUGCCCAAACGCUACACAUGAAGAACUGGGUCAUAUUUUCAAUCCAGUGUGGAUCAGAAAGCAGUCAUGUGAAAAACGAGCGGAAGUGUAUACUUCACUCGGCAUCUGCUGUCAGCAUAAAGCCGGGUUUGAAGGCAAACAUCAAAGCCAGAGGAGCCUCUGAGCAUGGAGCACUUGUUAUUCUGACGAUGUCUGGCAGCUUAUCCACCCGCUCACUUUAUCAAAUCACCUUGGAAGAAUCACCCUCAAAAAUGUAGCUGUCUGAGUGGAUGUCUUGGUGUGACUGCGCUGUAACCCCUGUGUGUAGAUGUCUUUGACUGUACAGAUACACUUUAUUGUGUGUAAACGAGGGCAAGGGAACGGAUACUUACUGCAGGUAACCUUAACAGUGUCAUUCAGGAAGAAGCACCGCACUGUUUCUGCAGUGGAAUAGGCGAUGCAUUGUGUGGACUCUUACCACUUUUAAGUUCCUUUUUUAGGCGUGUAUGGUGUUUAAGUUUUGGCGCCUUUUUAGAAUAUAUACAAAUUUGCGUCACUCUAGAAAUACAGUAAAGGGGAGCUUUGGGUGGUGACCACUAAGGCAGGAAAAAGAACGUUAAAAGGACGAUAUUUUGUUAAUGUAAACCAGAAAACAGACAGCAGAGCAGCGACCUACAUUGAAAUAUAAUCAAUAUGGCCAUGCAAAGUACAUCUUACACAGGUAUAGUGUCAAUUUUGAAACUGUCCAUGUGAAAGAUUUUUAGGAUUUAAUAUGAAAAACUAUAGUAACUGAUAGAAAAAUAUGUCAUGUUUUGAAACCGUUUUUUAAAAAAAGGUAACAUAGCAAUAUUGUGGCAAAAGAAAACAACAGGAGGACACUUUUUUUUUUUGUUUUACACAUUAUUACUAAGACAUCAGUUAUGUGAAGAUUGGUAAAGAAAGUGUACUGUAAGCUUUAUAUUUUGAGUGUGACAUUUAGUGUGGAGGCUGGUAAUGUUGAAAGACUGGUAUGUGGAAUAUGCCAACAAAUAUUUUGUCCAGUAGGGUAUGCAAGGCUCUCAGCAGGGAUGUAGGAGGCAUGCAGAUAUGAUAAUGAAAGUAAGAAUGUAAGUUAUUUGUCAUGAAGCUUCCUGUUUUGGGGGUUGGGGACAGGGGGGUGUUACUAAUUCCCAAAAUGCAUUGUGUGUGUUUAUACAAAACCUUUAUUAUUUGUUUUAUAGCCAUUUACUGUAUAACUACUAUUUGAUAUCAAAAUGAGAGCAGUAUGGAGUACUGUAGAUCUCUCUAAUAGGGUGAUUCAGCUGUCACCCCGUCGACAGUGUCACAAUGUAUUAAUACAGUGCAAUAAAUAUCCGAUAUUUUCAUUUCUCUACACUUUAAAAAAACAGCUCUUAGUGUAUUUCACGCUGAAGAAGGCCCCUGCAAGUUUUCAAGACUGCAGUACACCAAGUAGACAGAAAAGAACAAAGAAUGUUGAAAUAGCCUGAUAUUGUAAGUCAAGUAAUAUAUGGAUUUAGUUACAAGUGUAAAGAAAAUAGUAAGUUGUUAGUAAGUCGAAAGUAAUCACGGGCUAUGAGAGGCCUGUUUGUUAUUGCUUUGGAGAAAAAGAUCGAUUGGGUUUCGUUGUUGGGUUUCGUUGUGUGUAUGUGGGUCUUUGAUUAAAAGUUAGGUGAGACAAGACAAAGAGAUUAAAGAGAGAAACAAAGGGCAUGGAAAACAAUGAUCGAUAGAUUUAAUAAAGCACAAACAAGAAAAGAGCCAACUUUUGAUGGUUGCAAAAAUUACUCAAAGGUCUGGCAGGGACAGCAAAUUCUAUUUGUUAAAAAAAAAAAAACUCUGAGUUGUGUUUUCUCGGCAUACAUGCUAUCAAGUGGCCAGGUGGGUGAGAACAGACGUCUCAUUUCUGCAGAGCAAUCGAUAUUUGCUUCUGACUAACUGUUUCUUCUGGUUAUAAACAGCUUGAGAGUAAGCAGACAAACACCCUUUUAGCACAUAUGAGUUGAGACUUGAUUUUCAACUUCCGACUAAAGUAAUUUCCAGCACCGGAACUGGUUGAUAUAUAAGUUAACUUAUAGUUCUAAAGGCGCACAACCCCCCCCCCACACACACACACUCCAAAAUAAAUACAUUAAAUACAAAAUUGUAUCUAUUCGCUCUAAGACACCCCCUACAGUUAUAGCCAUUGUGGUUAAUAUACAAAAAUCUAUAUUUUUUUCACCGAUAAAGGUACACCUAGAAAACUCAGUAUUUACAGCAACACAUCAAAACACUUGUAGCAGGCUGGUCCACAUAUACAAAUCUUUAUACCAAAGGUAUUCAAAAGUGGUCUACGGAAGUCCUGCAGGGGAAUUGCGAAAGUUUGGUUGUUUAAGCUUUUUUAUAUUCUUUGCUCCCCCGGCAGUUUUUCAACAAAUGUAAAUGUCUUUGAUUACACAUUAAAAUUGAUCCAGCACACCAACAUAUUAAUAGAGGCAAAAGACAUCACAGAAGGUCUUUCAAGCAAUGCAGAGGUUUAUUCACCUGCCCGUCCAACCAAGAUUGCUGCAGUGCCAAUCAUCAUGGUCUUCCAGGUUCCUAGAAGAUUGGCCGAGAGUUAAUUUUCAGGUACCAGCUAGAUUAUGUUUAAAGGGAAUUGAUGACAAUUUUAAUCUACAUUUAAAACACUGCCUUGCAGUCUAGAUAACAGUCCCAGUUAUAACACAUUAUUGAGUCUGUCUGCAAGAUGUUUGUUUGUGGAGGUGUUCCCAGAUUACAAAUUAAACCACGGCCCACCCUUUCCAAAACUAUCUUAAUUUAUCUUUUGAAAAUGUACACUGUUUAAAUAUUUAUCUUGGAGUCAUCACCGCUAUUUAUAUUCCAGACAUGGUCGCAAAACAACGUCAUAAACAUUGUGUGGAUUGAUUCGGUCACAACAAUAAGUAGACUUGCACACUCGCGAUUGAUUCAGAGCUGCAGAAAUAGCAGCUCCAUUUAGCACGAUGUAUGUCACUGCAUGUUGCCCCUCAUUGUUAUUAUGCACAUGCCAAGAUUAUAUAAACAUAAUACUUUAUCCUACCUUUUUACAUAUUUCCUCACAGUCUGAAGCUGAGGGGAAGGAACUCCUCCAACACUGGCUGAGCGCUAUAUUAAAUUUCAAAACAAGUAUGUCCAACUUGCUGUGACUUCACGAAGUAUCCAGUCUGCAAAACAACAUGAGCAGAUGCAUCAUAAAGUGUGUGCAAGCUGUAGCCAAAAUGCAUUAGACUUAUGAUUUGACUGUUUGGCAGUGUUUAACACGGGUAUUCACAUUCACAGUGUAAUAACAUUUAGAAGUCAGAAAAUCAUCAACAAAAAUCAUCAUAGGUGUCCUUUAAGUGUGUGCACCACAAAAAAUAUUGUUUUGUAUCAUGACAAAAAAACACAAGCAGAGAAGGGGACAGCCUACCCUGCAGAUAACAAACCACACUUUAACAAAAUAGCUUUAGGGUUAAUUUCCCCAUCAGUUGGGGGGUCCUUGGCUUGGAAAUCAUCAGAGACAAAUACUAAGAAAUCCAUCAUUGUGAUCGCAAUAGCCUACGUUCCCAUUACUACAAACCAGUGUACUAUUUUGAAAAUAUCUGAGGUUAUUGUUUUCAAAGUUGCAAUUUACUGCUUUAUGUGAUCAAUAUGUUGAAUAACACAAACUGAGAUUGUAAGUCCUUGCAAUAUGAAAAAAAAAUCCAAGGACUUGUUUGGACUAAUGUUUGUAAGUGUUCUGCCCUUCGGUAAGAAGACAAUUAUAAAAGUCCAUGUCAAACAGCCCAUUCAAAGUAAUUCACACCCACACUGCAGUUUAGUUAAUCUGCACAUUGAUUGUAAAAUUGCGAAUGCAAACCCAUCAAAGUCUGAAAAUUAAUUGGAGGUUUGCUGCACAUCAUUGCAGCACUCAAGUAUCUGCAUGUUCUGUCUCCUCACAGCAUAUAUGUACAGUACAGUACAUACAUGACUAUUUAUGGAAACUUGCUCCAUUAGUCACAGUCUGAAAAUUAAUUGGAGGUGUGCUGCACAUCAUUGCAGCACUGAAGUAUCUGCAUGUUCUGUCUCCUCACCGCAUAUACGUACAGUACAGUACAUACAUGACUAUUAAUGGAAACUUGCUCCCUCUAAUGGAAAUAAUUCUGGUUAAAGUAGCAGUUUAUGUUAAAUCACUGCAAAUGCAAAAGUUUUAUUGUGAUGAGAUGUACUGCUUUUAGCUUUAAAAACACAAUGUGUUGGUUUAGAGGGUUUACAAUUCUAAACUGCUGACUGUUACUACCCAGGCAAAUGGUUCAUUUUAAUUCAGUACAUGUGUAUGCACUAAAUUAGUCCGAUUUCUGAUGUAGUUUGGCUCUAAAUAAGCCUCCUACAGACCAUGGAAACACAUUAAUCCAAUGGUGCUUGGUUUUUGAAAAGUCGGACUAAGACAUCUAAAUUUUGCGAUUAGAAACCAGAUCUCUCGAGUGGGUGUGUGCACCCAGAGAGGACCCUUCGUAUUGUGCAUGCGCCAGUCUCAACGAGAGGGAUACAACCUGGUAGCAGAUACCAUUCAAAAAAAUGUAGCAACAAUUGUAAUGAAGAGGAUACUUUUUAUUUGCUUCACAAACAUUUUGAAGUGCAUCAAUGAUAAAAAAAAAAAAGAAACAAAGAUUUAUUUAAGAAAGCACCAGUGGAAAUGUAAAAUGUCGGCUUAAUUUGGACUCACGAAAGAAAUACAAAUACAAUGAAAGCAGAUGUAUCAAAGGUGAAAAAUUAAGUGUACACAAACCUCUUCACACUGCAUUUGUGCACUCCAACAUGAUUAGCAAUAACUCCGUAUUCUGCACAACUGGCAAGAUAGCCCAGAACAUUACACACUUUCUCUGGAACAGUGUCAACCAUGGCACGGACGGUCUUCAGGAUUUAAAACUCCUAGCUUCCAUCAAUCGACAGACCCUUAUGAAUGAACUCGAGACAUUCAAAAAUGUUGCUACCAAGAUUCUUUGUCCAACAAUUCCUUCAAAAAAACUCUUCCGCUGAUCUGGCUUUGCUUCGGACCUGCAUUUGCCCCGAUCCAUUCUUGGUAGUAGCGUCUUGUUCGUAGCGCAAUCCAAGAUAAUUUCUUGAUUCCGUCUGCUGUUUAACAUCAACAUACAUUAUAUCCAUUACAGACGUAAUAUUUGUAAUCUGUGCCAAUAUUACAACAGACAUAACUUAAAACAAGUUGCAAAGAUCUGCAGAUGGCUAGUGUGACAUCAAAGGUCAGCCGGAAAAUAAAUUAAUUUAAAAGCGCUAAAAUGAAAUAAGCGCCGUGAGGCACAUGGCGUAAGACUAAUAGUCACAUUACACAAAGUGAAUGGAUACUUUAACUUCACACGUAGAUGUGAAAAUACCCCAAAAAUUAACUAAUUGAGAAAUCAGACUAAUUUUAGUGCAUGUAAACGUACUGAGCAAUAUAGACUUCUUGCACAUGACAUAUGUCAAUAGUAUAAAAGUAUGUAAAGUCAACACACUUGACGCAAUAUCCCAAUUUUGGAACUACUAACAGGCAAAUACUCAUCCAAUUAAGAUUAUAAUGGACUGUCUGUUUGAAAUGUAUGUUUUAUUGGCUGCAAUUUGUAGUAUUUUAAACUGUUGGUACUGAGAAGCAUUCUUCAUAGUUUGUCCCCUUAAUUUAUGUAAAUGGUAAGGAUGAGUCAUUGAGUGCGUUCACUCAAGUGGGGAAAGAGGACAUGAGCGCAGAUUAUGACCAAUGACAGUAACAACUAUAUAUUUUUCACUGGCUUCCGAUCUUGAAAUGAUAAUGAAUUGUUUUGCACAGAAGCUCUUAAUCUCAAACUUGGCAUCUUAUGUGAGUGAAGUUUUGGAGGGGUUGAUAAACUUAUAUGAUCUUUAUGAUCUAUUUAACAGUGUGUAUCAAUAUAAAAAUAACUGUGACUGUGUCGAAGUUCUAUAAUUUUACAUGCGUGUUAUGUCCAUGAUACAUACAGUACAGUAUAUUGUAUAAGUAACGUUCAAUGUCAGGUCUUUUUUUUUCUCUUGUUCAGAAAUGAAAAUAUACAUGUUGUCUGCUUCUGUUUUCUUUAAUCUCCAAUGUAACCUCCUCCAACAAGGCAGAGUGGUUCUUCUCUUUUUUACUCUGUUUUCGACUUUGGUUUGCACCAAUGCAUCUUUGCAAAUUUUCUCCCUGCGUGACCUUCUUCCCAGCUUAAUCCCACUGUGUGAUGAAGUUAUAUGUUUGUAAAAGAUGGACUCAAGUGAAAACAGAGGGAAGAAACCCGACCAAAGCCCACAUGUGUCCCGCCAACACCAGCACUGACCUUUGUGGGCUGGUGUUAUAGUCAUGCACAUCUUCCAAAAAGCUCAGCAGGAAUUCCUCUUUUUCUCUAUUUCCUACUCUUCUGGACUCCGGGUUUCUCUGUCUCAAGCCAAUAUUCUUGUUUUCCAAAAAAUGGACACUGAGAGAAAGAGGAGAACAGAUUUUUAAGCCAUAAAUGAAAAUGGGCAUUGGCAUUGAUUGGCCAAAGAGGGAAGGCCUGGAUUUGCCGGCGCCUCCGGAUUCAGACACACAUUAGACUCCAAAAGAGCCAAAUGAAGGAGCGGAAUCUGUCUUUUUUUAUGUAUACAAUUGCAGUACAAGCAGGAUGGAAAACCAGCAAUACGUAAAAGGACCUGAAAAUAUCAACUGUGGUUAAAAUGGCAAUGAAUUGCAAAAUAUAUCCAUGGUCUGCAAUAAUACCUUGUAUAUGUCCAGAAUGACAAGUGAUUUUUCUUUUUUUUUUUGCCAAGUAUGUCACUGUGGUUUGACUCAAACGGUAAGACUCCCUCUGGACAAAAGCCCUUGGUUUACCCUCUUGAAUCACCUGAUGUUCCAUCCAACCUGUAUACAUUUCUAUAACUUCUGAACUGGAAGGCGGAGUGUCCUAUUCUGGCAUAGUAUUCAAUAAAGCAGCAUAUAUUUGUAUGGAUGUACGCAG
Messenger RNA from Nerophis ophidion (straightnose pipefish), 9311 nucleotides. RefSeq names its product fibroblast growth factor 11b (gene fgf11b). NCBI's taxonomy places the organism in Eukaryota, Metazoa, Chordata, Actinopteri, Syngnathiformes, Syngnathidae. Gene Ontology annotation, molecular function: growth factor activity; fibroblast growth factor receptor binding. Gene Ontology annotation, cellular component: cytoplasm. The coding region runs from base 680 to 1423 and encodes 247 amino acids. The record is from RefSeq and is a predicted model, not a curated record. The transcript has 6 exons. Gene Ontology annotation, biological process: positive regulation of gene expression; positive regulation of cell population proliferation; cell differentiation.